UGGAGAAGGGAGGAAGCAAUAAAUGGAAAAAGGUAAUUGGAUUGGGGCAGCAACAGCAAGGUUUGCAUGUUCCUUGUGGCUCUUUGGGUGUUCCCAAUCACACUUUGUUAAUUUUGGGCGCUGAAUAAUUAAUGUGAGUGUGGUAAUGCAUUUUGACAUUUCAGCUGGCACACACAAGUCAUAUUUUUUGAUGCACACAAAAAAGAAAAAUGAAAAAUUAUGGGUUGUGUGUGUCUUUUGGUGGAGGAAUGGUUGUGACCUACUCCUUUUAAGUAGGGAAUUCCCCAAAAAAGAGUUUAGUGAGAGAGAGAAGAAAAAGAAGGAAGGAAGAGUAGUAGUAGUUGUUGGUGAUGAGUGAUGAUGGAAAGACAGAAAUGCAAGCUCUGUUCAAGGUCCUUCAGCAAUGGCAGAGCCCUCGGUGGGCACAUGAAGGCUCACCUCGCCGACACUAGUUCCUCCUCUUACUCCUCUGACUCCGACGCCUUGAGGGAGAACCCCAAGAAAAGCUUCAACUCUCCGUUUGCCUCUCUUGUCCAAGACAGAGAGAGCGAGAGCGAAUCAAAGAACCCCACUCGCCAACGAUCCAACCGCUCCUCCGAGGAACAUGUCGCCAUGUGCCUCAUCAUGCUCUCCAGAGACACGUGGCAUGCGCCUCCUCCUAACACCUCCCGCACCGGAUCAAACCACCUCUGCCUCCGCUGCAACAAACCCUUCCGCUCCUCUCGCGCCUUGGCCUCUCACUCAACCAUUUGCAAAAACACUCAUCACCAAACUCAUACUAAGCUUUUUCAAUGCCCCUUUUGUUACAAGCUCUUUGCCUCCGGUCAAGCCCUUGGUGGCCACAAGAGAUCUCACCUUAUUCCAUCUUCAACUCAUUCCGUUAAGUUGAAACAGAGCUUCAUAGAUCUCAACUUGCCCGCGCCGCCUGAAGAAGACAACCUUAGCCUUCUCUCUCAUGCCUAGUUCCAUCCCCAUAUUUUAAUUUUUAAUCUUUCCUUCUCUUUUUCCUUUUUUUUAUAAAACUAGGUGCGGAUAUUUCAUCUUGUUUAUUCAUAGUUCAGAUGUUUUUUAUUCUACAAUGGUAGUUUGUUCCUUCAUUUUUCACUUUCACUUCCCAUAGAGUUACACGAUGAAUUGCUAGUGUUAGAUACAGGUGAAUUUCAGUCUUAAAAGGUAGUUUCAAUGCGAAUUCGGGGUAUGGCAGGUUGUGGACCAAUAACUCUGCCCUCUCAAGUACUAAAGCGACUCUGCGAUUCUGUUUUAAUGUUUUCCUUCUGUUCCACCCCUCUCUAGCUUGCACUUUUCGUUACAAUGAAUAAAUAAAUCGCUUUUUCUUGCUUCUA
This is a messenger RNA of Cajanus cajan (pigeon pea), 1343 nucleotides long. RefSeq names its product zinc finger protein ZAT9. The record is from RefSeq and is a predicted model, not a curated record. Lineage: Eukaryota; Viridiplantae; Streptophyta; Magnoliopsida; Fabales; Fabaceae. Gene Ontology annotation, biological process: regulation of DNA-templated transcription.